Molecule: messenger RNA, 2062 nt
Organism: Cucurbita pepo subsp. pepo (vegetable marrow)
Lineage: Eukaryota; Viridiplantae; Streptophyta; Magnoliopsida; Cucurbitales; Cucurbitaceae
Product: E3 ubiquitin-protein ligase RSL1
Biological process (GO): protein ubiquitination
Molecular function (GO): RNA-DNA hybrid ribonuclease activity; zinc ion binding; nucleic acid binding
Source: RefSeq, a predicted model, not a curated record
UUAAUUUUUUUUGAGGAAAGGAAGAACGAAGGUUGCUUCGAUUCUCGCGAACCUAGCGCGGUGGGGAAUAGUGUCGCGCUUCUGCGGAAUUUCGACGAUCAUUUCGCGUCGGCCUUUGCUUCCGUAACACAUCAAUUCUCCCAAUACAUUUCCGAUUGCCCAACUCCUUCUUCUCUCUCUGAUCCACAGAAGCAACAACGAUGGCGGAUACUGUAGACGACGAUUACCUUCAAGACUUGAUCACCGAGCAACGUUCCGAAAUCCUUGCCGCCAAAACCCUCAUCUCCGACCUCGAUUUGGCCUACCAACUUCAAAUGCAGGAGGCAAUGGACGCCUCUCUUGGCUCGAAAUCCUCGUCCAAACGACCUGCAUCCGUUAACAGGGUCGUCCCUGUCUUGGAGUCUGAAGAAACUGGCGCGUUGGACUUCGCGACCACGCUUUUGCUUGAGGACAUUGCAAGGAUCGCCAUGGAGCACAAGGACCGGGAGCAGUGUCAGGCGGAGAUGAGGAAGAUGAAGGAGGAGAUUGACCGUCGGAUUCACGAUCAGAACUUUGCGAAUUACAUUCUGAAUGUUCCCGAUGAUGAGUGGAGUAAGUAUGGGGAUAAUUAUGAGAAGCCGUAUGGUGAGAGUUAUUCGUCGUCGUCGUCGUCUUCUUCUUCUUCUUCGUCUGUUGCUUCGACGAGGGGUUUGUUGGAUUCUGAAUGUUUUAGGGUGUAUUCGAAGGGGCUGAUCAGUGAAGAGAGAAUUAGAGAUAUGACGGUUAGGGUUGCCGGUAUUGGGGUUGCAGUUUGUGACCCUAAGGAUAAUCUGUUGUUUGAGAAGACGAGGCCUCUGGAAUCUGUGGUGGAUGGUAAGGAGACCAGCUGCGAAUGCGCUGAGCUUGAAGCGCUGGUUGAAGGGCUUAAUAUUGCUCUUGUUUUAGGUUUGAAAAAGGUCACUUUUUUCUGUGCAGAUUACAUGCUCUACCAGUAUAUUAUACGUAGCGUGGCUCCAGGCUCGAGCUCCAUGGCAACAGUGGUUAAUGAGGUGUCUCUUCUUCAGGGAAAAUUUACCUAUUGUAACCCAUCCCUCGUGACACGUAAUGAUAUCAAGUUUGCUUUUAGACUUGCAAGAGAGGCAAUAGUUUCUCAGAUCACCUGGCCUGCAGAAUCUGAAAAUGGAAAGUGCUUGAAGGAAACUUGUACCAUUUGCUUUGAAGAUAUUUGUGUGGAUCAGAUGUUCUCAGUUGAUGGUUGUUUGCACAGAUACUGCUUUUCUUGUAUGAAGCAGGAUUUAGAAAUAAGGUUGCUCAAUGGGAAUGGGAUGCAGGCAAACUGUCCUCAUCUGGGUUGUACGUCGGAAAUUAAUAUCGAAAGCUGUGGAAAGUUCUUGGAUAGUAGGGUGAUUGAUAUUAUCAGCCAAAGGAUUAAGGAAGCGUCUAUGCCCGUUCUGGAGAAAGUUUACUGCCCCUAUUCCAGGUGCUCGGCAUUAAUGUCCAAAAGCGAGCUUUUAAAAUAUAGCGAGGCUUCAUAUUUCGAUGCAGAACGAACUGGGGCAAGGAAGUGCAUGAAAUGCAAUCUGUUUUUCUGUAUUAAUUGCAAGGCCCCUUGGCAUUAUAAUAUGACUUGCUACGACUUCAGAAAGUUAAAUCCCGUUCUUCGUCCUGAUGAGGAAAUGCUGAAGUCUCUUGCUUCGAAGAAACUUUGGCGCCAAUGUGUGGCGUGUAACACGAUGGUCGAAUUGGCCGAGGGCUGCUACCACAUCACCUGCAGAUGUGGAUAUGAGUUUUGCUAUACAUGCGGAGCCCCCUGGAAAGGUAAGAAGCCUACAUGCACCUGUCCAAUAUGGGACGAGCGGAACAUCAUACGCAAUCAACGUCAACGUCGACGAUAAGCUCUUUAGGUGAACGAUUCGGGGGUAACGGACCCCUUUCUUUUGCUCUUGAGUUUCUGUUUGUUUGCACUGUUUUAGAUGGUAGGCAUAGAUAAAGGCAGGAAUUUUGUUGAUAUUAGAUCAUAGCUUCAUGUCAACUUUGAAUGUCUCAUUUUGAAACUUAGGAAUGGAAGAAGGAAUUUUGAGAU